This is a messenger RNA of Aethalodelphis obliquidens (Pacific white-sided dolphin), 6289 nucleotides long. RefSeq names its product otoraplin (gene OTOR). Gene Ontology annotation, biological process: cartilage condensation. Gene Ontology annotation, molecular function: protein binding. The record is from RefSeq and is a predicted model, not a curated record. NCBI's taxonomy places the organism in Eukaryota, Metazoa, Chordata, Mammalia, Artiodactyla, Delphinidae. The coding region runs from base 2495 to 2884 and encodes 129 amino acids. The transcript is spliced from 4 exons.
AAACCCAUAUCCCCUGCAUUGGCAGGUGGAUUCUUAACCACUGCGCCACCAGGGAAGUCCCUGUAAAAGCCCAUUUUUAGACCCUAAAGGAACCACAGCCUCCACUUUAAGAACCCCAGACUGAGAAGCUAAUUUAGGAACUAAAGGAAAAAAAAAUGUCUUUUGGGGAUUAAAGGCUCAAAGAAUCUAUCUGAAAAUCCAGAAGCAGGAGGGAAGUAAGCUCAGGGCAGAGCCCUUCUCUGGACCCUCCGAAUGUGCUGUGGUAACUCGAGUGUGCUACCGGCCACGACAGCUUGCUGAGUUAUUCUAAGUUUAAAUUCCUAUUUGUGAGCAAAAUUUUACAAAGAGGCCUCUAGUCUUCACCUGGUCUCUGCCUACUGCAGAAUGCUGGGACGUACCAGGCCUGCCCAGGAUGCACUCAGAAGGCUUGGCAUCUCUUUUCUUAGUUCUCCACCUUCAAAUGGCCCAUGAUGGCUUUGUGUCAGCAUCAGCUUAGUUGUCUAAGUUGUUGUGACAGCUCAGACGUGUCUGUAUUCAACGUUUCACUCUGCUUUGGGGACCUGCCUAGGGUGUGGCCAUCUGAGUUUGCGCAGUCUUCAUUUCUGAAAGUGCCUCUUAAACGGCAAUUGUCUUUUGACUCUCCUGUGUUGACAGCUGGCUGGAGACUGUCGCAGUCUGUAAAACAGCUGCCUGAUCAGGAUAAAGAGGAUUUUUGAUCGAUGCUUUCAUUUUCCGAGAGAUCCUCUUAGGCCCCUAGAUUAUAGGAAGAAAAAAUGCACUGGCAUUCUGCUUUCAAAAAUGAUUUCUAAUUCAUCCCUUCCUUGAAGUGAAACAGGAAAUAAAGAAUUUAAAACCCCAAUUCUAAGUUGAUAGUGGAUGCAUGGAAACAGCACUGGACUACAAUCCUGCUGGCUGACCCUUGGUGUGGUUAAGAAAGGCAGCUCUGGCCUGUGCUGGGCCUCAGCUUCCUCGUCUAUAAUGAAGAUAUUGGAUUUCACGAGCUUCCACAUCAGGGCCAGCCGUGUAAGAGAUCCUCCCUUGAAAAGAACACGCCACUCCCACCCCUACACCACACACACCCAAACGGUAAAACUUCGUUACAUACACACACAUCCCUAAAACAAUCAAACUUUUUCAUUGUACUAUAUUUUGCUUUACCAGUUUAUCCCUUGGAAAAUAGUUUUGUACCUAUUUUGUAAGUUGAAUGCUCGUCCCUCAUUUUGUCAGGUGACAGUGUUUCGGGGGAGAGAAAAGGGUGUUCUGCUCUAAAACUUUAUCAGCAACCAAGUUCGACAGGGCAGCCUGACAGGGCCUCUAGUCUAGAAAUAAUGAGGGGGCAGGGGGCCGCCUUAUGAGAGAAAAAAAAUCCCAAACACCCUACGACAUGCAGAAACCUAUUGUCUCCUUCUCCCAAUAGAAAGUAAACCCUUGGGUCCAGACCUUUUUUAAUUCAUGGCUGUCUCUAAUGCCUACAACAGUGCCUGGCACAUAGCAGGUGUUCAGGAAAUAUUUGUUGACUAGAUGGGGACAGGUAUUAGCGCUUCAACUUUGUCCAUUUUUUUUUUUUUUUGGCUGCAUCACGUGGCAUGCAGGAUCUUAAUUCCCCAACCAGGGAUUAAACCCUCACCCCCUGCACUGGAAGCACGGAGUCUUAACCACUGGACCACCAGGGAAGUCCCAGCGCUUCAACUUUGAUGACUUGUAACUGUGCCCCUCUUCCCAUGGGAAAGAUGCCCUGAAGCAGGCCAGGGAGGCAUGGGGGUUCGAGGAGAAACAAACCUCCAGCUUUACUCCCUCCUCUAUGAGCCAUGAGCGUUUUGAGACUGAAUUUCAAAAAUCUCCAAGAGAGGAGGUAGAAAAAAAGCCUGUUCCAUUUUUCCCAGCCCACCUACCCCUUCUCCCCCCACCACCCCCCAUUAGUAGGGUCUUGUUGUGUUACAGUCCAUGCUUGCCCCAACAGACAUGACUCCUAAGAAUCCUAUCAUGAGUGAUUUGUAAAUGUAAGCAUCCUUGACUUAUCUAUUAUAUAAAUCCAGAUGUUUAUUAAAUGUUUAAAUCAAAAUUAUUUGUAUUAAGGGUAUAGAUCUCACAUCUUCAACAGUUUCCUGCAGUUAGUACAUCUUUGCUCAUACAUUGAAAGACUAUGAGGUUUGAACUAAAAACAUUUUUUAAAUGACUUGAAAUUCUCAUAGUUCUUUCAACAAUGUCUUCCUGAUACAAUAAACCACAGUGGAAGUGACUUUAACAAUGGUGGAUCAUUUUGGAUACAAUUUCUGUGUAAAAAAGACACAGAGUUUGAGUCUCUUUGGGAAAUCAGAUGCUAACUAGCCCCUAGAGCCCAGUAGCUGUUAUGAAAGCAGAGAAACGGUAGCCACCUCCCCAUUGGCCGGGGGGACUUACCCAGAUGUCUGGCUUUCACAUAAAAGACAGGAAGCACUGAAGUCAGUCUCCACUUCCACUCAAAGGGCAAAAGCAAAAACAGCAAAAAAGGAAGAUGGCAAGACUAUUGUUACUUUUCCUCCCAGGUCUUGUGGCCAUAUGUGCCGUGCAUGGAAUAUUUAUGGACAGACUUGCUUCCAGGAAGCUGUGUGCAGAUGACGAGUGUGUCUAUACUAUUUCUCUGGCCCGAGCUCAAGAAGAUUACAGUGCCCCAGACUGUAGAUUCAUUAACGUUAAAAAAGGGCAGUGGAUCUAUGUUUACUCAAAGCUGGUAAAAGAAAAAGAAGCUGGAGAAUUUUGGGCUGGCAGUGUUUAUGGCGAUCAACCUGAGGACGAGAUGGGAACUGUGGGUUAUUUCCCCAGCAACUUGGUCCAGGAGCAACACGUGUACCAAGAAGCCACCAAGGAAGUUCCCACCACGGAUAUUGACUUCUUCUGCGAGUAAGAAGUUAGACAAAUUUGCAGAUAGAAAGGAAACACCAAAAACAAAGAAAAAAGCGAAAAUAACCAAAAAAUACACGUCCCUAAUUUCUGACUUUUGUUUCAAGGGUUUCGCUUGGGGCUGGAGAUAGCAGAUAAAGGGGAGGGGAGGGGGGGAGGAGAGAGGAAGGAGGGGGAAAGGGCAGGGGGGAGGGGGUGUUCUCCGAGCCUGGUCUUCCCACCCACUGGGACAGGGUGACCUUUGGCUAAGUGGAUGAAUUGAAAGUAGACAAUUUUUUUCAGCCUAGAGAAUCUUCUCUUAAACAGGGAUCAUAUAGAAGGUAGUUCAUUUAUAGUUAUUUCUAAAUAGUAAUUCUUCUAAGCUCUUUGGAGCCCCAUAUAAACUUAGGUCAUAGGUCUUUUCUUCGGACAUGACGUUUUCUACUUAUUUGUCUCUCUGGCCAGUUGGAGUAUUAUAAUGUACACAAAGGGGCUAUGUCAUCAAGGAGUAUUCUAGGAUUGUUGUUGCUUUUAAUAUUUGAUGCCUUUGGGAUGUGAAGCUGUUGGGGAAGAAAAAGAGCUGUUUGGACUCAUAGAUGUUUGGACUAUGCCUCUAAAUUUCUCUUUAAAAAAAUGUCUCACAAAUUAUUUCAGUUGAAUCAUUUGACCUUCUAAAUGAUCAACUUACCUCUCCCCCAAUUUUAAAUAAUGUUAAAUUUUAAUUUUAAUAAAUUAAAAAAUUUAAAUUUUAGUAAGUGGUGGUAGGGUGCUUUAUGAAAUAUUUGCAGUGGAAUAGUUUCCCCUUAUUAUGUGCUGUUACUGGAUAUUAUUCAAUCUUCAAGUCGAAAUAUACAGAAAAAAAAAGUCUAUGGGUUAUUUUCUCCACUUCUAUUUCAACUUCGAAUUUCCUCUUCCUGUGCAAAUUCCCCCAUCAAGGGUGAUGUGUUAAGAAAUCUGGUGAGGGGAUACAGGUUUGGUGGUCCUGAUGGACCCACAAGUUUUUCUACAUUUAACUGGAAAUCGGCUUUGAUUGUGUAUUACUAAUAUAAUCCUUUUGAUGUAGUCAUGAGCUUUUGUUUGUUUACAUGUAAUGUAACAUGUUAAAAUGCCUGUACUACACUCAAAAAUUUUUUCACAAUUUCUGAGUUUAAAAAAUUUUUUUAAAAACACUUUCACCUUGAGGAAUAGAAAGUCUGGGAGGUGGGGGUUGGGAAUGGGGCUUGUUCCUCAGUUUUCUGGGGUCUGAGCAUCCCACAAUCAUGAAGAGAAGGGCAUUUAGGACAAGUUGGAGACUUGGACCCCAGAGUCAUUUUCCAGCUGUGCCCAUUGUGACUUUAGGUGAAUAUGUUUUUGCCAAACUCUUAGGGAGGUCAGUCAAAUAAAAUGGUACCCCGCCCCCAAGAAAAAGCCCCCAAACCCAAACCCACCUACUAUUUUUUUUCUAUCUCACUUUAUUCCGUACAAGAUUUCAUGCAACAUCUAGAGCUCUCAACACAAUUUUAAGCUAAGAGGCAUUUAUCCAACCUCUGUUUCUGCCUCUUACUUGCUGGCCCUCCAUUCCAGACACCCCAUCACCCCUCGAGAUACCCAGCACCCCCAUUGCACCCUCACUCUGUCCAAAGCCCCUAUUUGUCUGGCUUCAGGUAUCCAGCCUGGAGUGCCCCAGGCACACGGCUUCCAGCUAUAGGCUCCCUCCUGGCCCAAAUCUGCUCCCACCCCCAGGACUGGUCUCAUGUAGGAGUUCGAGGUCAUUGAUUGAUUUAAAUCUCCUAGGGGCUUAUCUGCAGUAAAAGAAUGAAAGCACUUGCAGGAACUUUAAACACCAUCUUUAGGCUCUGGGAAAGCAAAAUGCCAUCCCUGGACCAGUAGCAGAAUGGCCUCACCUGGAAGCUGAUUAGAAAGCAGAGUCUCAGGGCCCACUGCAGACCUUCUGAAUCAAAAUCUGCAUUUUAACAAGACCCUCAGGGAUUCAUGGACACAUGUAGGAAGGGAAAAACUUCCUUCUACUCUUCUAGGCUCUUUGGCUGGACAUAAGAGUUAAAACUGGUGUAGGACAGAUGAAUAGGGGAAAAGCAUACACAUUUAAUUCCAUAAGACUUCUGCUUAUGGAAGAAUAAGGAAACAAUACGGGGAGUGGACAUGAGUAGCGUAGACAAGUCGAUUCCAUGAGCCCACUUAGGGCAAGUGGGAGACUGCCUAGAGCAGGGCUACUCAGAGUGGGUACCAGCGCAGGACAAGGCCAGUACAGGAAGCCAUCGAAGGCGAAAAGAGUCAGGGCAUGGUGGACGCUGGCAGGCAAAAACCUGAAAUCUUGCUUAUGGGAUGUGUGGAAUUGGUGGCUCAGAAAAAUUGGGUGAUGAGAACAGAGCCCAGGGCACCAUGGAAGAAUGUGGGAUGUACAUGUCAGUGCCGCCGUUUCCUAUCUGUGCAUGCCUGAAUAUGGUUCUAACCUCUCGGGACCUCUGUUUUCUUGACUAUAAAAGGCCUUAGGGACUUCCCUGGCAGUCCAGUAGUUAAGACUCCACGCUUCCACUGCAGGGGGCUCAGGUUCUAUCCCUGGUUGGGGAACUAAGAUCCCGCAUGCCGUGCAGCACGGCCAAAAAAUAAAAGGGGUUAAUGACAACUUCGUGGCUGAGUUGUUGCAAAUUUUAAAUACAACGUGUGCACAGGGUCUGCACAUGGUAGGACCCCUACAUGGCAGCCACUAUUAUCUGACCCAGGAGGGCUGCAUGAGAAUGGCCAUCACUCCUGGAGUUGUGCUCUAACCCUCCAGAUGCUUCACUGAUCAGAAACUGCAGUUCCCCAUUGGACCAUCUGGAACGUCUACAUCAAAGAUAUUUGUAACAUUUUCCAGAUUGUAUACUUUUUCCUAGUUUCAUUUUUUUUUAAAAAAAUCACCUGAAAUUCUCAUAGUCCCAAGUCAUUCCACCAGCCAUUCAGGGAUAUGGUGUACAAUAUACGUGUAUAAUUUAGAUUUGAGAUCCCAGUUCUGGCCACAGCCCUUCAUCAACACCAGCAUGUGAGGGUCACCACACCUUCUAAAGAUCAACAUAUAUAAUUUGCUCACCCAUGAAACCUAGAGCCAGAUGGGCUUCAGCUGUAAACUAAUCGUAUUUAGGCUUGGCCAAGUAGGGUUGUCUCAUUUGUAUAUCGCCAUCCUAGCAGGGGUGUGAAUUACAAUGCCUCUUGGGAAAUCCAGCUCAGAAAGGGGGUGCCCCACCAGAGCGUGAGGACUUGGGGUCCGUACCUUGAUGGCACGCGCUGUAUCUGCAGAGCCGGAUGCUGUCUCUCUGCUCUCUGGAUGCUGGAAGUUCAGGUCUCUGGCCAGACAUUUUGACCCUCACUCUGUUGAGAGCCUUGUACAAGACCCAAAGCACAUGGCAGUGCAGGCAGCCACUGGGAAGAGAGAACGCCUCCUCGGAUCACAACA